AGACAGAAUCUUAACAUAAGAUAAAUACAAACACGAUGAGUGACAUGGAUAAGAGUGAUGUCUCAGAUAGUGAAGACGAUUUCAACAUGGACGAUGCUCAAAAUGCUUCGAAUUCCGAAACAUUGGAAACGAUUGCUAGGCUAAAAAAAUCUUUGGAGGAAAAUCCAAACCAAUAUGAACAGCAUAUCCAAUUAAUCGCGCUGCUCAAAAGUACAGACAUGCUGGAGGAAAUUAGGAGAGCUCGCGAGCACAUGAGCGCCGCUUUUCCGCUAUCUGAAGAGCUGUGGAUCAGCUGGAUAGAGGACGAAUCUAACAUGGCAGCAUCGAGAGAUGAGAAAGAGCAUGUCCUUGAACUUUACGAUAGAGCUACAGCCGAUUACUUGUCCAUCAGGAUCUGGAAAUCGUUUUUAGACUAUGUGAUCCAGGAGUACAUGGAGUCAAUUGAAUUCCCCGAGAAUGAUGGUGUUGUCAGCAAGGAGUAUCUAACUGACUUGUUUAAGAAAGCAAAAAAGUUCACCGGACAUCAUGUUGCGCAGAGCCAUGUUGUGUGGAACACAUGGAUGGAAUUUGAGCUCCAACAGUUGGCCUCACAGGAUUCCCCAUCUUUGGAGGAAAUCAAGAGGCUUAAAUUGUCCUACCUAGACAGGAUCGCCAUCCCACACGCCGAUUUGGAGAAUACAUUCUCGAGUUUAUCAUCAUUUAUUACAAAAUAUGAUGGUCAAGUCUAUGAAGAAUCCAUGAUUGAAAGCAAUAGGAUCGUGGGAUUUACACGGAAGGUCUUAGCCAAACUUGAACCCUUCGAGGAGCAACUGAAAUCUAGCGGUAACGAUGUGGGUGUCUAUACGAGCUAUCUCGAGUAUGAAUUGAAGCACAAUAAAAAUCAUUUUUCACGAAUCAGGACUUUAUUCGAGCGAGCGAUCGCUGUGCAUUGCUUGGUCCCAUCCAUCUGGAACGAAUACCUUGGCUUUUUGUUAUCCUCUAAUCAUAGCAAAAAGGAAUAUGACCUCGACCCGACAGAAAUGCUAAGUGUAGCAACGAGAUCAACUCGAAACUGUCCAUGGAGUGGCGAUCUCUGGGAGAAUCGUUUUAUCAUGAUGGAAACUUAUUUGAGACCUGAUGAAGAACUUAAUGAUGUAUUGGCCAGUGCUUUAAGCGACUUAAAUCUCCUUUCCAACCCACAGGAGCUUUCCAAAGUGUUAUUAGCGCGCUGUUCAUACAAGUAUCGCCGAGCAAACAAAGAUGAAGCUGGAAAAAUGCAAGUGAGAGAAGCAUUCGAGCACGCUGUCACUGUUAUUGAAGCAGCUGGAGGAGACCCGUACUGCAAGUUGGAGCGACUGUGGAUUGAGCUUGAGUCAACUUCUCUCGGCGAUCAUGAGAAAGCACGCAGACUCUGGAAAUCGAUCGAAGGCAAACAAAAAUCAUUCUCAGAUUUCUGGAUUGCACAGGCUGACAUGGAGAGCAGGGCAUUGCAAAAUGACAAAGGUGCACGUCAAAUUUUCAACCGCGCAUGCCAAGUUUCUGAGACCCUGGACUGGCCUGAAAAAGUGUUUGAAGCAUGGCUCUUAUUUGAAAGACGGAGCGGGACUUUACAGAAUUAUAAAGAUGCUUUGAUUCGGAUUCGUCAUGCCAUGAAAGCCAUAGAGGCGCUUCGUGCACAAAGUGGUUUACAGACGGAUGCGAACUAUAGUGCUCAAGCUGCGUAUGAACCAACUACGGCAGUAACCACUAUAGACGUAGAUAAUGAUCAAACAAAGAAUCCUUCCAAGGACAAAAAGCGAAAACAUUCCAUCCAGAAUGAUAACGAAUCCCCUGCUGCGAAGAUUACAAAAACGGAUAAUGAAAAUAUAGCUGAAAAGAACAAGCCAGCAAAACCACUGGAUAUUAGUGCUGGGCGACAUGAAGAUACCUGCUUUGUCACGAACUUUCCAGCUAAUAUGACUGAGAAAAGACUAAAAGAGUUGUUUGAAGGAUAUGGAGAAGUUUUAAGAUGCACUAUUCCUCGUGCAGGGAGUGAAGGAAAGCGGCAAUUCGCAUAUGUUCAAUUUACGACAGCUGACGAAGCGCACGCGGCUCUUGCAUUAGACGGGAGAGAUGUUGGUGAUCGUCGCGGUUUGUCUGUCAAAAUCUCUGACACCUCUCAGAAGAAGCCUCGGGGAACCGGGAAGCCACCGCUGCCGUUUGUUAGCCGCCAUGAACUACACAUUUCAGGAAUAUCAAAUGAGCUCAAGGAAGAAGAUCUUAGGAAAUUAGUGGCAUUGUACGCAGAGCCUACAUCUGUGUUUAUUAAGAGAGGCGGCGCGACAAGUGGUGGGUCCUGGGCUAACAUCAAGUUUAGCUCUGAGGACGACGCUGAUGCUGCGCUGGCAUUGAAUGGUACAAUGUUUCAAGGCAAGGAGCUAGUCGCAGCAAGACGUCUAUUUACAAAAGCGGAGUCAAGUCGCCGAACAGAUUCUACGACUGAAACAUCUGAACAACAAGAAAAUGACAUCUCUUCUACCACCCAUCUCUCGAGACGUCAGCGUAGGACGCUCGCAAGAGGAAAGGCUAAGGAAGCAGAGGGCAAAGAGGAUGGGAAAAAAGAAGAUGAAAGAGCAGUAGCAUCAGCAACAACCCAAAACUCUGGUGUAGCUGAUGUGUCUUCCACACCAAAUGUAGUGGACGGGCAAAAUGAACCUAAUAAGUCGCUAUCAUUCAAUACCACAACCAAGGAAAAUGACAAGAGAUCUAACUUCAAGACACCCUUGAUGCAACCUCGAUCAAUGCAGCCACGAAUUAAGCGGCCCGUAAGCCAUACUCGUCCACCAAUACGCGCCUUCAAGCCCGCAGCAAUUACCACAGCAACAACGACCUCAAGUGUCGGAAUCGGGCCAUCAAUUGCAUCGUCCGUAACUGGGGCUGAACACAAAGAUGGAGGAGGGGAAACCAAAGAUGGGACUUCGAAUACACUUCCAGUUCCCAAGAGUAAUGCAGAGUUCCGAGAACUGAUGCUUAGUGGAGCUCUCAAGAAGCGAGCUGCCUAAAUUCUCAAGUUGUGAUAGUCAUGUAAUAAAAAUGAAAAGAAA
Lobosporangium transversale is the source of this 3062-nucleotide messenger RNA. RefSeq lists its product as hypothetical. Gene Ontology annotation, biological process: RNA processing. The record is from RefSeq and is a predicted model, not a curated record. Gene Ontology annotation, molecular function: protein binding; RNA binding. The coding region runs from base 36 to 3020 and encodes 994 amino acids. NCBI's taxonomy places the organism in Eukaryota, Fungi, Mortierellomycota, Mortierellomycetes, Mortierellales, Mortierellaceae. The transcript is spliced from 21 exons.